This is a messenger RNA of Pristis pectinata (smalltooth sawfish), 8002 nucleotides long. RefSeq names its product chondroitin polymerizing factor 2 (gene chpf2). The record is from RefSeq and is a predicted model, not a curated record. NCBI's taxonomy places the organism in Eukaryota, Metazoa, Chordata, Chondrichthyes, Rhinopristiformes, Pristidae. Bases 1579 to 3864 code for a protein of 761 amino acids. The transcript has 4 exons. Gene Ontology annotation, cellular component: Golgi cisterna membrane. Gene Ontology annotation, molecular function: glucuronosyl-N-acetylgalactosaminyl-proteoglycan 4-beta-N-acetylgalactosaminyltransferase activity.
UGCGCGCAGCCGGGGUGAAGGGGGCCGGCUCUGCGUGGAUCAACAGUUCCGGGCCCGCCGCCCCGCUCGGGCAAUCCGCUCGGCAGCGAGGCAUCGUUCGCUCAGCAAGGUCCCAGGGUCCGAAACGCAAGAGGACCAGGCUUAACUCCUGUCCACAGCCCAGGGGACCCGGUUACCGCCGCCCGACAGAGCGGAGGCCAAGCUCUCCUGCGGUUUGACAGCCCGGGCCUGCCCAGGACAGCACCGAAAUCUCCCGGGGCUGGUCUGAGAGACCAACGAACAAGAAGAGGUCGCCUAACCUGCUGCAGCCCCCUUCCCUCUCAAACUGCUGUUACGUCUGAGGUGAAUCAAACGUUCCAGCCUGAUCUGCCGCUUUCAUUAGAACCGUGACAACGAGAUGGCAGCCACAGAAUUUAGCUCGGGUCUUGUAAGCUGGGGACGAACCAUGUGAAGUAUGCGAUCAAAUCAUGUCCCUCUGUUUGAUAAAGUCUCCAAGUCUGGCAGAUCUUUUGUCAUAAGGUUCCAAAUGAUGCAUCUUAAACUGUGAUUCAGACUGUUAAUCGGUUUGCGGCCUUGUUAUCCUGAAGGUAGUUAGUGUAGACUACCGUACCUGAAAGCAAGAAAUUUUUUUGCAACUAUUUGACCUAAGAAGGAUUUGCCAGCCUGUUUUUAUUACAUCAGUGAAGCACAAAGAAGGAUUGAAAGUGAAAAGAAUCCUGCCUGUCAGAUUUGCCUGCAGUUUAACAGUUACCUACUGUUCGAUAUAUCCAUCGGAGUUGGCAUUGGGAACAAGAACCUAAAACUAAAAAGGACUUCUUCAGAAACGUUUUCUCAACAAUCCAGCUGCACUUUACUAUGUGUUGAAAACACUGUUUAAUUUCUGUAGAAAUAGGUGCUAUCCACACUGUGAAUUCCAAGAGCAAUGGGGAAGCUUGAAGGGGGCAAAUGUUGGCUUCUCUGUGAUAUCAAAAUAUGUAGAGAACAAAACAGAUAGGGGAAAGUGAGAACAAAAUGACAGGUGUAGAAUUUUAACUGGGUGCAGAAUCAUGUUGUUUUUGUUCUGCUGAAUCUUAUCUUUUGUAGUUAUCAGUAUUCAAUGUUUAGAUGGAAUUUCCAAGGCUUCCCUUUAGCUGCCAGUAAAUUACAAAGUUAUUUAUUUGAUAUGCCAGUGGUGUUGGGAUCAGUAUUAGUAAAUAUAUUGAUCUAUAUCAGAUCAUGUUUUAAAUUUUGACCUGCUAUUAAUUGUGUUUUCCUUUUGAAUUUGAAUUUCCUUUUGAACCUGACUUUUCAUGUCUGUUUGUUGUUAUUUGUGAAGUUAGCUUUGAGCAGAAAUUUAAAAUUAAUAUUUAGUUUCUGUUUCUAGUGGGAUGGAAAUUGUUGAAAGUCAGACCCAGAGUGUUGUAAUAGUAGUUUAGGCAAGUCACUGUAUGCCAGUUGGUGCUUGUGUCGGUUUUAUAUGUCUUAGGUAAAACAAAUAGAUGUUUAAUAUAUAAAUAGUAAGGCUGUUGAUAUCAGAUCCUUUCUUCCUGUGCUUCUCUCUCAGUCUGCUUCUGACAUAUUUCUUGCAUUCUCUGUACAAUGCGUUUGACAUCACUGCUACCCCUCUUCCGGCCUGCUCUUCCACUGAUCCUGGGGCUCUCCUUGGGCUGCAGCCUGAGUUUGCUGCGAGUCUCCUGGACGCAGGGAAAUGGGGACGAAUCAUGCAUGGAUACAGGAGACAGUAGAGGGCUACCCCAUAACAAUGGACAUCCAGGAGCCGGAGCUGAGACAGGGGAGUUUGGUGACAACAAGGAGUAUGAGCCAAGGAUUGUCCCUUAUUACAAGGAUCCCAACAAACCGCACAAGAAAGUCCUGAGAACACGUUACAUCCAUACAGAGUUGGGAAUCCGUGAUCGACUGUUUGUUGGUGUACUGACAUCCAAAGGUACUCUGAACACAUUGGCUGUGUCUGUUAAUCGGACGGUAGCCCACCACUUCAACAGGCUGGUUUACUUCACUGGGUUUCGCAAUACCAAGGUUCCACACGGAAUGCAGAUAGUGUCCCACGGAGAUGACCGACCUGUAUGGCUGAUGUACCGGACCAUCCAGUACAUCUACGAACAUUAUGGCAACGAGUAUGACUGGUUCUACUUGACUCAGGAUAACACAUACACUGAGGCGGAACGCAUCAAGUCUCUCGUUUCUCACCUGAGCAUCAACAAUGACCUGUAUUUGGGACGGACAGAAGAGUUCAUUGGUGGCGACCCUGACUCCCGCUACUGCCAUGGUGGCUAUGGUUACGUGUUGUCACGGAGCGUCCUCAUCAAGCUUCAGCAGUACCUGGACAGCUGUCGCAAUGAUAUCCUGAGUGCUCGACCAGAUGAGUGGCUUGGUCGCUGCAUCAUAGACUUCAUUGGUAUCAGCUGCAUUGAUAAACAUAAGGAUGUGCGUUACCGCUCCUUCCAACUGGGCAAGAAUACAGACCCUGAUAAAGAGGACAGUGCAGAAUUCACAAAGGCCUACACUGUUCACCUGGUGCCAGAUCCUACGCUGAUGUAUCGCCUUCAUCGCCGAUUCAGUGAAAUUGAACUGGAAAAAACAUACCAGGAAAUCGGAGAGCUACAGAUGGAAAUAAAGAACCUGAGUAAGCUGACACCGGAGGGGGAGAUGGGAGCGUCCUGGCCGAUUGGCAUCAAUCCGCCAUUCAAACCCAAAACCCGCUUCGAGGUGAUAAGCUGGGACUAUUUCACAGAAGAGCAGAUUUACUCGUGUGUCGAGGGGGCUCCAAAGUGUGAACUCCGCGGCAUCAACAAGGCGGACAUCAGUGACAUCAUCGAGACGGCUGUGCAGCAGCUGAACAAGAAGUACCAACCCCUGCUGCACUUCCGCAAGCAGCAGCUGCUCAACGGCUAUCGGCGCUUUGACCCGACGCGUGGCAUGGAGUACACGCUGGAUCUGGUGCUUGAAGCACACACCCAGAAGGGCUACAGCCGGGCCAUUGCAAAGCGGGUCAGCCUACUGCGGCCACUCAGCAACGUGGAGAUCAUCCCCAUGCCAUAUGUGACCGAGGCCACCCGAGUUCAGGUGAUCUUGCCCCUGACGGUGCACGAGCAGGACUACGUGGGGAACUUCCUGGAAGCCUACUCCAUGAAUGCCCUGGAUCUGCACGAUAACAUGCUGCUGACGUUCCUCUUCAUCUACGACCCCUUUGACGCGCAGCGUGUGAGCCAGAACGAUGUGUUCGCGGGGGUCAAGUCCUCCAUAGCCGAGAUUGAGAAACGGUACACUGACGUGAAGAUCCCAUGGAUAAGCGUCAAAACAGAUGUUCCUUCCCAGGUUAAGAUCAUGGAUAUCAUCUCCAAAAAGCAUCCGGUAGACACCUUGUUCUUUAUUGCCAGCGUCUGGACUGAGAUCAAUGGUGAGUUUCUCAACCGUUGCCGGAUGAAUACCAUAAACAAUUGGCAGGUCUUCUUCCCCAUCCACUUUCAGGAGUACAACCCUGCCAUCAUCUACCGGGAGCAGCAGACCCCCUCUUCCGCCGAGUUUGUGAAGGACGGCCACUUUGACCGGCGCGUAUUCAGUGAGGCCUGCUUCUUCAACUCUGAUUACAUGGCGGCCCGCACCAAGAUGGCUGCUGACAUCCUGGACAACGACGAGAUGCUGGAGAGCAUGGAGGUGUAUGACGUCUUCAUCAAGUACUCCAGCCUGCACGUGUUCCGGCCGGUGGAGCCCGCCUUGGUGCAGAAGUACAGCUACCGAACGUGCAACCCGAGGCUCAGUGAAGAGCUCUAUCACCGCUGCAUGCUUAGCAAUCUGGAAGGGCUGGCAUCGCGCUCCCAGCUGGCCUUGGCUAUGUUCGAACAAGAGCAGGCCAAUAGCACUUAGAUCUGGCUCUGUGAUAAGGACUAACAUAAGGCUUAACUGUGCAGUAUUUUGUUAGAAAAACCUGUUACACUGGGGACUGUAGUUUGGCUUUUAGCCACUGGGAUCUUGGUUCAAAUCCUACCUGUUUAGACAAAGGCAGUGUAGGUUUGGAAGCCUGUCCUUCAAAAAGAAGCUGUGGAGACUGGGGUUAUUGUAAAUCUAAUCUAAUCCCAGAUUGAGAAAUUUGAAACAGGCACAAUCCAUCAUGGAUCCCUAGUUUCUCAGUUUCCUUUCCCAGUCUAUUGAUUUGGAAAACACAAACUUAGCAUCACCCAGUCAUUGAUGAAUGGAUUUCCUCUACUUGUGUCUUUAGCUGGUGACAGGGUGCCCUGGGGCUUUAGCGAUAGGAUCUCUGCUUGGCAGAUGAAUGGUGCUGAUUUGAGCAGGAAGCAGCCCAUUUCCCAGCACGAGCGGCUGUCACGUCAGUGAACUUCAACAAAUCUCAGAGAUGGCACUGGAGACUAACUUGGCAAGCUUCCACAUCUCACUCACAUUCUCAGCUUGGAAACAAAAAUCUGGGAAACAAAAUAUCCAGCAAAGAUUUUGCAACUAAUAAGAACUCUAAGAAAAGUGCCUAAUGAGAGAAAGCUUUUGGUUGCAUUGAGGCCACUUCUCUCUCAAAUCCUGUGCAUUCUCCCUAUCAUCAUACUCUUCCCACUCAUGUAAUCUUUCACAGACCUGAACCCUUCACUCUCUCAUCUACUCAACCCAUUCAUUUAAUCCCCUUUCAGGGUGGUUGUCCAGUGGUUAACUUACAAGGCUAGGAACCAGAAGCCUGGUCUAAUAAUUCAGAGGCUGGCGUUCAUAUCUCACUUUAUGACCUUUGCAAUUUAAAUUCAGUUGAUAAUUAAAAACAACAGGUCUUAGCAACGAUGACUGAAGAAACUACUGCUUAUGAGAAAAUCCUAUCUAGUUCACUAAUGUCCUUUGAGGGAAGAAAUGUCCUGUCCUUACCCGUCAGCCAUAUGUGACGGCAGACCCACACCAUGUGGUUGACUCUUAAAUACCUUUUGAGAUGGUCUAAUGAGACCAUAAGACAAAGGAGCAGAAGUCGGCCAUUCAGCCCAUCAAGUCUGCUCUGCCAUUCUAUAAUGAGCUGAUCCGUUCUCCCAUUUAACCCCACUCACCCACCUUCACACCAUAACCUUUGAUGCUCUGGCUACUCAGAUACCUAUCAAUCUCUGCCUUAAAUACACCCAAUGACUUUGCCUCCACAGCUGCCUGUGGCAACAAAUUCCACAGAUUCACCACUCUCUGGCUAAAGAAAUUUCUCCGCAUCUCUGUUCUGAAUGGGCGCCCUUCAGUCUUGAAGUCAUGCCCUCUUGUACUAGACUCCCCUACCAUGGGAAACAACUUCACCACAUCUACUCUGCCCAGGCCUUUUAACAUUCAAAAUGUUUCUAUGAGGUCCCCUCUAAUUCUUCUGAACUCCAAGUAUAGCCCAAGAGCCGUCAAAAGUUCCUCAUAUGUUUAAGGAUAUAUAAGAAUGGGGAGUACACCCAGAUCCCAAAUAAUGAAUUUAAAAAACCACACCCGACCCUUUUCCCCACCCUCUCAGUCACCUCCUGGAGAAAUGUGAUUAUGGAAUAUGAUAUCUUUGGGCAAAGUUCUGUAUAAAUAUUCCCCAAUGUUAAAGUGAAGCAAGGCUUUCAGAUUUCCAGUCAAGCCCUCGUCUCCUCAGCCCUCACCUGCUGUAUUCAUCUUCAGUUAAAUUCUGAAACAAGUCUGUGGAUUUAAUCCAUAGAGUGACGCUGUGUGUUAAUAACUCUCUUGUUUAUUUGAUCAGAGAGGCACAUAACUGAACUACAUGGAUUAAUAGAUCAUUGGUAUACAGAACCCAUUUCGGGCAGCUGAGGCAGUUGCUGUAAUUGGCCACUGGUCCCUUAGGUGAAGACAAGACAGCUGUAAGUGCUGGAAUCCUGAUCAUACAAUGAAAUAGUACAGAAAGAGGCUAUUCUGCCCACCAUGCUUGUGGCAGCUCUUUAUUAGAGCUCUCCAGUUAACCCCACUUGUUGCUGCUUCCCCGCUGUUAUUUUCCCUUUAAAUGUUGAUCUAAUUCUACUCAGUUGGGCCUAAAUAUUAAUGUAGGAGGUAGUUGACACGAAAGUUGGUGGUGGUGUGGAUAGCAAGGAAGGUUAUGUAAGGCUACAGCAGAAUAUAGAUCAGUUAGGCGGAGUGUUUGCAGAUGGAAUUUAAUCCUGACAAGUGUGAGGUGAUGCAUUUUGUGAAGUCAACUAGGAGUAGUACACAUACAGGAGAUGGUAGGGCAGUAAGGAAUGCUGAUGAAUAGAGGGACCUUGGGAUUCGUAAUUCCCUGAAAGUGGCCCGUUUCUGUGCUGUAGAAUUCUGACAUUAAAGAAGUGGAGAGCAACAUAUUUGUCAAGAGUCAGGCACGUUUAGACUUCACACCUUCACCUCGGAGACGUGGUGCCAGAACCCUCUGGAACAAAGCCAUCCCCUAACCUGUUCAUGUGACCUCACUGACCACUCUCGCUGUGUUUGUCCACUCUGGUCUGGUCGCAGUUGUGGGCAGGAAGUGGAACGGCUACUCUGGCCUGGUCUGGUUCCAGCUUCCCAUGUUGAUCAGGAGGUGGACGACAUACAUCACAGCAAUGGGCCAGUGAAGUGAAGCUCCUAUGUUGCCCAGUCUCACGUGUCCACCACGCACUCUUGGUUCUCAGAUUGGCUUGCGAGAUUGAGACUGACCACAAGUAUCUGGGCUGGAUUUGAACCCAGUUCUCUGGUGUUGAGGGCUGAGAUUUGUUUGCUGCACACACCCGACCCUCUUGUAUUUGAUUAAUCAGCCCACUGGUAUUAACCCACAGUGACUCUGUUCCAAGUGUGUUUUAACAUUUCCGAUUUAAGAAUGUGACUGAAGUGUACAUUUGAUGGCUGCCUGAUGAAUGGUGUCACAGAAAUGUCAUUCAGCCUGCUGAGCACCUCCUGACUCCUUGGAAGAGAAUCCAGCCAGUCACAUUCCUGGCCCUCUUUUCCUUUUGGAUCAUAAUCCAGUUCCCUUUUGAACACUACAACUGAAUUUCCCUGCACUGUUCCCCUGAACCCUCACCAUUUAUAUUAAGAACAAGUUUUUCUUCAUGUCACUUUUUUGGUUCUUUUGUCAACCACCCUCCAUUCUAUAUCCUGUGGUUCUUGACCCUUCCAUCACCAUGAACCAUUUCUGUCGAUCUGUUCUGCCUGUAGCCUUCAUGAAUAUUGUUCCUUUAUCAGACCCCACCCAAUCUCCUCUGUCCCAAGCAAAUCAACCCCAACUCCUCCAGUCUAUCCAUUAUAACUCCAGUCCCUCAUUCCGAUAAUAGUUUCCCUACAUCCCAUCAGUACCUUCUCUAAAGCUUUCACAACUUUCCCAAAGUGUGGAGGCAGAGGGCAGAGAAGUAGUGGGACGAUGGAGAGCUGCGGGUGAGGAGACCUCUGCUUCCUGGAGGGCUCUGGGGAACUCAGCAAUGUGCUGAAUCCCAGCCAACCUCUGUCAGGGUCUCAGCCGAGUCACUACAGUGGCCCUGGCAUCACAAGUUAGGUUUGGAUGGUCUUUCAGUUCCUGAUUGACAUCUAGUGGUCCCCUGCAGUGUGUGUGUGUGUGUGUGUGUGUGUGUGUGUGUGUGUGUGUAUGUACAUGUUCUUCAGAUAACAUGUCAAACUAAGUCUCACAGCCUCUACUUGCCUCUACUUGUUAAAAGAAAAAAGAACCAUUUUUAUUCCUUAACCAUUUCAGUUUGUUAGUCAAUCAUCUCAGUGAGUAUUGAGGGAGAGUGUGUGUGUGUGUGUGUGUGUGUGUGUGUGUGUGUGUGUGUGUGUGUGUGUGUGUGUGUACAUGCUCACAACCUGUCUGCUAUGUAGACUCACAUCGGUUGCUGCUUUUAGAAGUAAUGUACGUCAAAUGCUUUGGGAAGCUCUUAGUGCUGUCCGAGUACUUCCUGUAAACAAACAAAAGUAUUGCACUUGUGUCGGAACAGCUGGUCUCCUUGAGCAGAGGAAACAGUUUGGGCCGUCUAAAGGCUUUGUCUUAAAAGCUAUAAUUUUAUGUUGUAACGUGUGUACUGAACACUGUGCUGCCAGCUCAAACAAUGACAUUGCAUUAUAA